GCCCCUAGGCCGGUAAGGAGAUGGGUGGGAACUUUACUCAGAGACAACUGGAAUUGAGUAGUAUGUGAGAGUUGUUGCGGUCGCCGCCUGGGAGCUCUGCACUGGUUGCUGCUCUGUCCACAGUGCUGGAGACCAAACUUGAAAUGCAAGUUCAACAUUGCCUAGAAGGCGAAGGAUGAGGAGCUGAGCCGGCCCCCUUCCCUGCCCAGUGUGCUGCAGGAGCCGCCAACCCUGAUUGCAGGUUAAAACUCCUCGGGACUCCUGGCUUCUUACCCUGCUUGAUUCCGGGGUCUCCCGUGGGACUGGGCGUCUCAGCAGUCCCCACUUAGUGGAUGUGAGCGCCUGCCAGAACCCUUGAACUUGGGGCGCCCUCGGAGGGCUUCUGUAGUCUGCGGCUGGCAGUGGCGGGACCAUCACCAUGAUCGCCGGCGUCUUCCGCCUGCGCGCUUGGGCCCCGGUGGGCAUCCUGUCCUCGUUGGUCUACAGCUUCCACCGGCGGCGGGUGGCCCUGGCUGAACAGCAGGCCACUGACGGUCAGCAUCCGGUCGACGGCCGCCAGCUGGAGCUGAAAGUGGUGCAGGUUGUGUUUCGCCAUGGGGCGCGAAGUCCUCUCAAGCCUCUCCCGCAGGAGGAGGAGGAGCAGGUAGAGUGGAACCCCCGCCUGCUAGAGGUCCCACCCCAGACUGAGUUUGAUUAUUCUGUCACGAAUCUAACUGGAGGCCCCAAACCACAUUCUCCAUAUGACUCUCAGUACCACGAGACCACCCUGAAGGGGGGCAUAUUUGCUGGGCAGUUGACCAACGUGGGCAUGCAGCAGAUGUUUGCCCUGGGAGAGAGACUGAGGAAGAACUAUGUGGAGGACAUCCCUUUUCUUUCGCCAGUCUUCAACCCACAGGAAGUCUUCGUUCGUUCCACUAACAUGAAUCGGAAUCUGGAGUCUACCCGCUGUUUGCUGGCUGGGCUUUUUCAACGUCAGAAAGAAGGACCCAUCGUCAUCCACACUGAUGAGGCAAGCUCUGAGGUCUUGUACCCCAACUACCAAAAUUGCGAGAAUCUGAGGCAGAGAGUCAGUGGCCGAAAGAAGGUUGCCUCUUUGCAGCCAGGAAUCUCAGAGGAUUUGAAAAGGGUGAAGGAGGAAAUGGGCUUUGACCGUGGUGAUGACGUAGACUUCCUCAUCCUCCUGGACAACAUGGCGGCCGAGCAGGUGCAUGGCCUCCCGAGCUGCCCCAGGCUGCAGAGAUUCACACGGCUUAUUGAACAGAGAGCCGUGGACACGGCCCUGUACGUCCUGCAAGUGGAAGACAGAGAAAGCCUGCAGAUGGCGGUAGGCCCCUUCCUCCACCUCCUGGAAAGUAACCUGCUGAAGGCCGUGGACCCUGCCACUGCACCCGGAAAGACCAGGAAGCUGUACCUUUAUGCAGCUCAUGAUGUGACUCUCCUGCCUCUCUUACUGACCCUGGGCAUCUUUGACCACAAGUGGCCCCCAUUUGCCGCCGACCUGACCAUGGAACUCUACCAGCACCAGGAGUCUAAAGAGUGGUUUGUGCAGCUCUACUAUCACGGGGAGGAGCAGGUGCCAAGAGGUUGCCCUGGAAGGUUCUGUCCACUGGACCAGUUCUUGAAUGCCAUGUCCAUUUACGCCCUAAGUCCAGAAAAAUAUCGCACACUCUGCUCACAAGCACAGGCGAUGGAACUUGGAAAUGGAGAGUGACUGAUUUCUACAAGGAGAAUUUGCCAAUUUUCAAAUAAAAUGCUUUUAUACAAUGCC
Messenger RNA from Ochotona princeps (American pika), 1768 nucleotides. RefSeq names its product acid phosphatase 6, lysophosphatidic (gene ACP6). Gene Ontology annotation, molecular function: phosphatase activity. The record is from RefSeq and is a predicted model, not a curated record. Lineage: Eukaryota; Metazoa; Chordata; Mammalia; Lagomorpha; Ochotonidae. The transcript is spliced from 10 exons. The coding region runs from base 419 to 1711 and encodes 430 amino acids. Gene Ontology annotation, biological process: dephosphorylation.